AUGGCUUCUCUUUCACUUUCACCUUCACCGCCCUUACGCGUCAUUCUCAAUCGUAAUCGUAACACCGCCUUCUUCACUUCUUCAAUCUCUCAAAACCCUUCUCGAAUUUCCUUCUUGGGAAAUCGUAAAGCAGCAAGCUUUCUAGUUAAAGCAGCGAAAUUGGAAAGGAGAGAGCUUCUCAUCGCAACUCUAGGAGGGUUCGGAGGUUUCUACUGCGGAUCGAAGAUGAGCCAAGCAACAGGGGAUUUGGGUGAACCAGCAGCAGCAUAUGCGGCCGAGACUUCUUCAGACAACAAGGUUGUGGAACUCACUCAGUUCCCGAUCACUCUUGACUCGAUGAUCAGCGUGGUUGUGCCGCGACCCAAGAAGUCGAGAACCAAGAAGGAGAAGGAAGAAGAAGAGGAGGUGCUGGCGAUUCAGGGGAUUGAGUUCUUGGCAGACGAGGCUGUGAAGUUCGACGUGCACGUGAACGACGACGAGGACUCGCUGAGUCGACCCGACGCGUCCGAGUUCGCGGGAAGCUUUGUGUAUUUGCCGCAUAAGAGGAAGACGGUGACGACCAGCCUCAGGCUUGGGAUCACGGACUUAUUGGACGACGUGGGCGCCGACGGCGAUGACAGCAUCAAGGUCACUCUGGUCCCCAAGUAUGUGAAACGACCUGUCACAAUUCGUCACAUCAAGAUCGAGUUUCUAAAGUAG
Molecule: messenger RNA, 699 nt
Organism: Prunus armeniaca (apricot)
Lineage: Eukaryota; Viridiplantae; Streptophyta; Magnoliopsida; Rosales; Rosaceae
Source: the annotation of a GenBank genome assembly